Saccharomyces eubayanus is the source of this 2937-nucleotide messenger RNA. It is a transcript of the gene PKH3, whose product is annotated as protein kinase PKH3. The transcript has a single exon. Gene Ontology annotation, biological process: peptidyl-serine phosphorylation; intracellular signal transduction. The coding region runs from base 1 to 2937 and encodes 978 amino acids. The record is from RefSeq and is a predicted model, not a curated record. Gene Ontology annotation, molecular function: ATP binding; protein serine/threonine kinase activity. NCBI's taxonomy places the organism in Eukaryota, Fungi, Ascomycota, Saccharomycetes, Saccharomycetales, Saccharomycetaceae.
AUGACAUCUAGAAAAAGGUCUCCGCACGAUUUCAUUUUUAAAGAGGAGCUGGGCCAUGGCUCUUACUCCACUGUAUUCAAGGCUGUUGAUAAGAGAAGUCCGAACAAGAUCUACGCCAUCAAGGUAUGUUCGAAGAAGCACAUAAUAAAAGAAGCCAAGGUUAAAUAUGUGACUAUUGAGAAGAAUACCAUGAAUUUGCUAGCGCAGAAGCAUCAUCCGGGCAUAAUAAAGUUGUAUUACACUUUCCAUGAUGAAGAAAAUCUGUAUUUUGUACUAGAUUUUGCUCCAGGGGGAGAGCUACUUUCUUUGCUACAUAGGAUGGGCACGUUCAAUGAAUUAUGGACACGACAUUUCACCGUACAGUUGGUUGACGCAUUAGAAUUCAUCCAUUCCCACGGUAUCAUCCAUAGAGAUUUAAAACCGGAAAAUGUUCUUUUAGAUAAGGACGGUAGGCUAAUGAUCACUGAUUUCGGUGCUGCCUCUACCAUAGACUCUAGUCUGAGCGAUAACUCAACCCGAUGCAAUUCCGACAGUAACAGUGUAAACGACAACCAAAGUUGUGCUUCGUUUGUCGGAACCGCUGAGUACGUGUCUCCGGAACUGCUUCUUUAUAACCAAUGUGGUUAUUGCUCGGAUAUAUGGGCUCUAGGCUGCAUGAUAUAUCAGUUCCUUCAAGGACAGCCACCUUUCAGAGGGGACAAUGAGUUGAAAACCUUCGAAAAAAUUGUGGCUUUAGAUUAUCCUUGGGGCCCCAACAAACGUCUCAAUAACACUACUUCGCCGAUCAAUCCACUCGCAAUAAACUUGGUACGGAAAAUUUUAGUGGUAGAGGUUAAUGAAAGAAUCUCUCUCUCGGUGAUAAAGAAACACCCGUAUUUUGCUAAAAUAGACUGGAAUGACAAAGUCAAGAUAUGGAGGGGAAUUUGGCAAAACCCACAGGGACAACUAAUACAACAGUCUACUGGAGUACCCUCUAGUUCACCACAACAUGUGCUACCCAUCCGGCAACUGCAUGUGAUUGACACCCCAGCAAGAAAUAUACAGAUCACUAAACAAAAACGUAAGAAACCGACAAAAAUUUCCAGCACCACUAGCAGUAUAGUAGUAUGGAGAAAAAGGCUUGGUAUAUCCACAGGCAAGGAUGAUUUGGGUACCGUCCCAUCCACUGCUCCCACAAUUAUUGUCCCUAAUGACAGCAAAAUUUCAACCGCUACAGUGACACAUUUGAGCUCGAAUUCUGCUCCACCGACAAGUUCCCAACCCAUUCAAGCUCAAACGAAAAGAACGCAACCUACUGCUCCUAAUAGAAUACCCCCCAAAGUUCUAAUAAACAGUGCUAAUAUAAAAAAUAAGCCAACUCCGCGACAGAAGGCUAUUGUACCAACACCAUUAACACCACCAACACAACCAACACMACCAACACAACCAACACAACCAACACAACCAACACAACCAACACAACCAACACAACCAACACAACCAMCACAACCAACACAACCAACACAACCAAYACAACCAACACAACCAACACAACCAACACAACCAGCUCCUCUAGCGCCGCCGUCUGUUCCGUCUGUUUCGUCUGUUCCGUCUGCACCUCUGGCACCACCAUCAACACAAUCAUCAUUAUCGGCACCAUCGGCACCAUCAUCGAUACAGUCAUCAUUACCAGCACCAUCGGCACUAUCAACGCAGACAAAGCAACAGGAUAUGGUACCAACUCUAGAUGUGAAAAAUACGAUCGAUCCCUCUACUCUCAAACAAGACUAUGUCUUUAUAUAUGGAAUUCCAUAUGAAGCCGAAGGGCCUGCCAUGUCCUUGAAUAGCUAUAAUAAAAUUGAUAACGAUUUGAUAACGUCGCUAGUUACACAGUAUAAAGAAGAAUUAAAAAGCUCUAAGAUGUUUUUACAGUUGUUGACUUUGAAAAAAAAUGGAAUCUUGAGCUACAGGAACGCAGGUCAAGAAGAUCGCGAUAAUCAAGGCAAUAUGGACCACCAAAUGGCUAAUAUUGAGGAUACGGAUUUAUCCAUGUAUGAUUUUGAAUUCAAUGAAUUGUCGAGAAAAGGGUUUUUAAUCUUAGAAAAAUACAAGAAUAAGCUAUGGUUUAUCUCACUGCCCUCAUAUUCAAUAUUGUCUAAAAUACCAUUUAAUGCUGAGAAAUCCUUGACAAUAAAUGACAAUGAAAAUUGGGUUGAUUGCUUCUUUAGAGCAAGACAGCUCCUAGAGGAAAAGCAAAUUCUUGAUAAAAUUAGUAAUGUUUCCUUUGACAGCAAAGUGUCUAACGAAACGACAUCGCCUCCGCCAACAUCUAAAAAGGAUCACACACCAAGCAUAAGCAAUGGUGUAACACCGCCUGCCUACGAUAUAAAAUACGGAAGCCAGAACAAUGUACAACAAAAUAAUAACGUAAAGCAAGAAGCGCUUUCCCACAUAGCCACUACUGGCAAAGACAAGCCCAGUGUAAAUUCAGCUUCCGCCAUUACUCACCCAAGGGUUUUGUCAGGCAAUAGCACCAAUAAAAGCACAAGAAAAACAAUCGCAGGAUCGCCAAAGAGUGCUCCUUCUGCUAAUGCAUAUAGCAAUACUACAACUCCAAUAUCGGGCAACCGGUCUACUAAUGUAACAAAUAAUAGACACGUUCCUUUACUAUCUAAGAGACAGAACCUGCCUACAUAUUCCAAUUCAUCUCCUACAGUCAGGUCUCAAAUCAAAUCAGCGGGUCAACGACAACCAACGCCUUCGCCGCCACUUUCACCCAUGGAAUAUUCAGCCGUGAAAGAGAAAUAUUCAGCACCUUCCAACAUGGUGAUUAGUAGCAGUAGGUACGAGGUUCUGCAUACUCUUAAUAACAGCCAAACAAAUUUUGAUAGGGAGAUAGCUAGUAGAGGUGCAUCGGCUGCAUUUAAAAGUUUACAAAAGAAUAAGAAGAAAAAUUAG